Emericellopsis cladophorae is the source of this 2010-nucleotide messenger RNA. Its product is annotated as Vacuolar protein sorting-associated protein-like protein. The record is from RefSeq and is a predicted model, not a curated record. Gene Ontology annotation, cellular component: GARP complex. NCBI's taxonomy places the organism in Eukaryota, Fungi, Ascomycota, Sordariomycetes, Hypocreales, Bionectriaceae. The transcript is spliced from 3 exons. Gene Ontology annotation, biological process: endocytic recycling; Golgi to vacuole transport; retrograde transport, endosome to Golgi. Bases 1 to 2010 code for a protein of 669 amino acids. Gene Ontology annotation, molecular function: syntaxin binding.
AUGUGGCUCGAUCGCCUCGCUGGCAGCCAGGCCAACGUGUCGGGGACAUCGACACCGCAAUCCGCGAACCGAUCUUAUUCACCACUGCCUAGACGUACCUCGAGCGCCCUGAGUCCCUAUGUUACAUCACAACGCCCUGGCCAGUCGCCACGCAGCUCUUCUCUGUCCCUCGCCUCGAACGAUUCGACGACGUCCCUCCUAGGCGCAGGCAAACGACCCAACGGCUCAGGCCUAAGACAGGCCUCUACUAUAUACGAUGGACCGAAUCCGGUGGAGAUCCUUGAGAAGCUCCUGAGCCCAGAUACCGAUGAAGACGCCGUUCUGUCUGGAGCUCCUCUCGGCAACUUUAUAAGAGACGACGAUCUUCAAAUGGAACCAGACUUUGAUGGACUGUCUUUGAAGAAAUUGGCAGAGGCAGAAGCACGCGAAACCACAUUGGAGUCGUCGCGAAAACCCCCAGAGAUAGUGUCAUACGAGCAACAACAAGGCAAAUUCGACGACCUGCAUCGGUCUAUCGUUGCAUGCGACGAUGUUCUUGGCUCUGUUGAAGCCAAUCUCACAAGUUUUCGCAAUGAUCUGGCGACAGUCUCUGCAGAUAUCGAAUCCUUGCAAAAGCGAUCAUCGGCCUUGACCAGACGACUUGACAAUCGCAAAGCCGUGGAGAAAGCGCUGGGGCCUUUGGUGGAGGAGCUUAGCAUAUCGCCCGACAUUAUCUCCAAGAUUUCAGAAGGGCAUAUUGACGAGACAUGGGCAAGAAUGCUCAAUGAAAUCGAUCGCCGCUCAGCUGCCAACCAGAAAAGGACAUCACAGCAAAAAAAGGCUUCUGAUGAUCUGGGUCCGCUCCUCGAGAAGCUCACUGCCAAGGCAAUUGAGAGGAUACGCGAUUUCCUCGUGGCCCAAAUCAAGGCCCUGCGGUCACCGAGCAUCAACGCGCAAAUUGUGCAACAGCAGAAUUUCCUGAAAUUCAAAGAUCUUUACACAUUCCUGCACAAGCACCACAACAAGCUGGCAGAAGAAAUUGCCUUGGCAUACAUGAAUACUAUGCGAUGGUACUAUGCCAACCAGUUUGGUCGAUACGAAAGGGCCCUCGCCAAAGUCCGAUUGCAUGUUCUCGAUAGGAACGACGUGCUGGGACAAGAAGACACGACACGGAAAGCCACCGUCCUGUCUGGCUCUCGCACAGCUGGCCCACCACACGAUGCCUUCAACCUGGGAAGGCGAAUAGACAUACUCCGAACAAGGAAUCAGAAUGCACUGACGUCGUACCUUGUGGAUGAGGAUCAGUCGACACAUUACCUCGAAGUGCCCUUUCGCAACUUCAACCUGGCGCUGAUCGAUAACGCCACUGCAGAGUACACCUUCCUCGCAACCUUCUUCUCUCCUGCAUUGACCUACUCGCACAUCGCCAAGAACUUCAAUUACAUCUUUGAGCCGACGUUCGAGCUUGGCAAAGCAUUGUCAAAGACGCUUGUGAGCGAGACUUAUGAUGCGCUGGGUCUCUUGUUGUGCAUCCGCCUGAACCAGCAGUUUGCUUUUGAGCUUCAGCGCAGAAAGGUGCCUGCCGUAGAAGGGUAUGUGAACGGGACCAACAUGCUGCUAUGGCCGCGGUUGCAGGUCAUCAUGGACAAGCACUGCGAGUCUGUGCGUCAGCUUACCAUCGCCAUGCCUUCCAAGCCAACCAAGUCUGCGGCUGAUCCAAAGCUAUCGGCAGCUCCUCAUGUGGUUACUCAGCGAUUCGGCCAACUGCUCCAGGGCUUCCUUGCGCUCAGCACCGAGGCCGGAGACGACGAGCCCGUUGUCUCAAGCAUACGGCGUCUGAGAGGCGAAGUAGAGACUUUUCUUUCCCGGCAAGCCCAAGCGUUUGCAAGUGACAAGCAUAAGAGCAGUCGCUUUCUAUACAACAACUAUUCCUUGAUUUCCACCAUCAUAAGCGACGUUAAUGGGAAAUUGGCGGAGGAGCAGCAACAGCAUUUCGAAGGUCUUAAGAAACCUUAUCAAGAAGAGUCAUAG